Messenger RNA from Anguilla anguilla (European eel), 6550 nucleotides. RefSeq names its product tumor necrosis factor alpha-induced protein 2-like. The coding region runs from base 256 to 2568 and encodes 770 amino acids. The transcript is spliced from 14 exons. Gene Ontology annotation, molecular function: SNARE binding. The record is from RefSeq and is a predicted model, not a curated record. Lineage: Eukaryota; Metazoa; Chordata; Actinopteri; Anguilliformes; Anguillidae. Gene Ontology annotation, cellular component: exocyst. Gene Ontology annotation, biological process: exocytosis; exocyst localization.
AGAGCGAUGAAGACCACGCACUAUUUUUGGAGCGGUGGGCUUGACCGAUCCGCAGUUCAGGAACGUAUAUAGGCUAAUAUAUCUGAGAUCAAUAUAGGCUACAGAUGGGGGACUUUUAUAAACCACGUCAUACCAUUCGUCGCGUUUCUUAAUUCCAGCCAAAUAAGAGUGAACUGGACCCCGAUCAAAAAACUGCAGAGGGAACAUCAAGCGAUCAAGAAAGACUUCAGCAGUGGGCAGCUCUCUUCUGGGCAGAUGGAGACGAGAGAUCAUCCUGCACAACAAGUGAUGUCACUUGAAAAUGACAAAGGACAUGAAGCAGUUGCAUUAGAGCAACCACCUGUUGCAUCAAGUUCAGACUGUUCCUGCUCCUUAUUCUAUGCAUGCUGGAAUAGGCUCCAGCCCCACAUGACCAUGACCAGGAGUCACCCUGCUGAAGAGGUGAAGACACUUAAAGAUGACAUUGAAAAUGGAGCUUCUUCAUUUGAACAACCACCUGUUGUAUCAAGUGCAGAGAAUCAUAAACAUGUAAAGUGUAAGAUCAAGCUUCCAGAAUUCAAAAAAUGCCCCAGGAGUCCCAAAGCUGCCAUCGACACAGUGGACAGCACUUCAACAAUAGAUCAUCCUGCAGAAGACGUGAAUACGCUUAAAGAUGACAAUAAAAAUGGAGCAGCUUCAUUUGAACAACCGCCUGUUGUAUCAAGUGCAGAGAAUCGGAAACGUGGAAAGCUUAGGUUUCCAAAAUUCAAAAAUGGACCUAGACAUCCCAAAGCUGCCAUAGACACAGUGGAUAGUGCUUUGCCAAUUGAGCGCUCUUUCAAGGAGAACAUAGAGGAGAAGAGACUCAAGGAGGCUGGCUGCCAGCUGAUCAACAGAGAGGAGAAUCUGUUCCAGCAGGGUGCAGGCCAGGAGGGAGUGGAGAGGGAGGGCAGGGACAAAGAGGAGGCUGAACUGCAGGAGGACUAUGAGAGCCUUCUGGUCCUGGUGUGGCUGGCAAUCCAGAACUCGUUUAGUGCUGAACCUGGUGAGCUGGAUGCUCUGAGAUCAGCAGUGAGUGUAAUCCUGCAGGAGGAGGAGCAAGAUCGGAGGUGGCUGGAUGAGACAGAGGUGAAGGCCCCAGUCUGGAGGCCUCAGCAGUGCCGAAACACCCAUGAUGCCUUACUGCAGGUGAUGGUCGAGAAGCGGAUGGAGUGCGUGGAGGAUGUGGCUGUUGCAGAGAGGCUCUCCAGUUCCCUAAAGAAAAAGGUCUUCAAGAUGGGAAAACAGGUGCACGUGGACCUGCUGAAGGUUGUGCAGGAUGUGAAGACCUGCUAUCCCGCCGAAUUCAAUGUGUGUGACACUUACGCCCGGCUUUACCACCAAGCUUUCUCCAGUCAGCUUGUCAAGAUGGCUGAGUUUGACCUUAAUUUCGAUGACCUUGUUUACCUUCUGAGCUGGGUGCACAAUUACUACCCAAAUGAUGUUUUGAAGCACAAUGAGCUGGAGAAGGACAUUGACAUUGAAGCACUUGGGCCCCUGCUCCCCGAAGCAGUAGUCAGACCAAUGGAGGAGAAAUAUCUAUCUCAAAAAGAGAGUCAGUUGGGGGUGUGGGUGUCCAAUGCCCUGAAGAAGGAGGAGAACAGCUGGUGCAGCGGCUCAUUACCUGAACUCAUAUUAGACCAUUAUUACUUCUCCACCAUUGCCAUUGAUGUCAUAGAGAUGGUGGAUGCGGCUGUGAAGGAAACCAAAGCUAUUUUCUGUGAUUUGAGUAGGGCCCAGAGGAUCAUGUGUCAGUUGGAGAUCUUCUUGACGAGAUACAAGAAAUCGUUGGAAGAUUUCAUAAAAGAAAAGCAUGUGAACACCAAUGCUUUGUUAAAGGCUAAUUUAGCCAGUAUUGAACAACUCAAGGAAUAUUUAGAGAAAUGUGCAGAUCUCCUACCAGAGGAAAAAAACAGAUGCCUAACACUUCUGGAAGACAUGGAGAACUAUGCCUAUUGUUACUUCUUAGAUGUUAUGCACGCCGAAUUUAAGGUAGAGUACAAGCAACUAUGGACACAAGCCUGGCUUGAGAGGGGUAGCAGGCAGCUGGUGGAACUGCUGGAGAAACACAUUUGGGACUGCGAGAACCUGAAGCCCACCUGCAAGCAAGAGCUAGUGAGUCGGCUGCAUGUGCAGGUGAUACUGGAAUAUGUGAGGAGGAUGAUGAAAGGGAAGCUGAAGUUGAAAAAUAAGGAGCAGCAGGAACGAGCUGCAUCACUGCUGUUCGAAGACAGUAAGAUGCUCAAUUUAGUGUUUAUUGAAGCAGGGUCUAAGGAGAGGUGGCUGCAGGACAUUCUCCUCAAAAUUGCAGAAGUCCUCAGGCUGCAGGACCCUGGGGCCAUCCAGCUGGAGGUCAUCACACUAGCCCAGUGUUACCCUGACCUCAGUGACAAGCACGUCUCCAUCUUGUUGCGCCUCAAAAACCUUCCCAGGGGCCACAUCAGAAAGAUCAAGAGCAGCCUGGCAGUGAACCGCUCUUUGGGCUCCCCCGAAGACACCCGAUCCUUUUUCUCUAGAGUGCGGCUUCCCAAGUUUACCACCCAGAUCUAAUGACCUCCAGCUUCCAUCUGAGGACCUCCGAAGACUCCAGGUGUACUCCACAGACAUUGAUCCUGAAAUAGCCAUUUUUAAAUAUCUUUUUUCCCCACAUCAUGGUUGAGGUUAAGACCCGGUCUGGAUGGGCUUCUGGGUGGCAUGUCCAGCCAGAGCACUGGUUCAUUGGAGUGACCUGUCCCAUGGUCUGGUGUCAGAUUCUGAUGGUGCCAGUGGUGGCAACAGUGGAUAACUCUGCAGAGCGGUAUGUGAUUGGCUGGGGCGCAGCCCAAGGGCAAAGAGUCUUCAAGAUCAUUCCAGUAAGGAAAAAUUUGACUACGCCAAAAACUGUAAGGAAAAAUUUGUUAUCCUGCUGACUACGCCAAUGCUGUAAGGAAAAUGUGUUAUCCUGCCGAUCACGCCAAAUUGUAAGGGAAAAUUUGUGACAGGGAUCAAAAGACUAAUAGGUUAGAAGACCGGACAUAUCCUUUUAUUUAUUUAUUUAUUUAUUUAUUUAUUUAUUUAUUUAUUUAUUUAUUUAUUUAUUUAUUUAUCUAUUUAUUUAUUUAACCUUUAUUUAUUUAACCUUUAUUUAACCAGGUAAAAGUGAUUGAGAACAAACAACACUGACCUGGCCAAGAAGACAUGCAUCAAUCAAAACAUACAAACAUUGCUUAAAAAAUCAAGUUCACAACGGUACAUUUACAGAGGUAAAAACAAAUUGCAUUAAGUUAGGUACAUAGCAGUCAGCAGUAGCAAAGAGAUGGGGAUUGGCAUGUGCAGUUAUCAGUAAAUGUGUUUUGUAAAAGUCUUUUAAAGGAGGAUAAGGGUGUGUUAAGAUUGGAGAGUUUGAGAAUGGAUUAUAGAGUGUUCCAGUCAUGCGCAGCAGAGAAACAAAAGGAAUUUCGACCAAACAUUGUUGAGGUUUUGGGGAUGACCAGGGUGAUAAAAUUAGUUGAUUUAAGGUUGUAACAGUAAUGGAACUGAUGCAGAAGAUUUGAGAGGUAGGCAGAUGUGAUGUGUAAGAGUGAUUUGUAAAUAAACAGGUGCCAAUGAAUGAGCCUUCUGGUGUGGAGGGAUGAGCAGCCAGCAAGGGAGUAUAAAGUGCAGUGGUGUGUAGUGAAUGGAGCAUUCGUAAUAAAACGGAUAGCAGAGUGAUAAAUAUAUUGAGUUUGCUCAGCAAUGUAUUUGAAGCAGUCCUGUAAAUAAUAUCACAGCAAACAAAAAUGGGAAGUAUUGUCAUCUUGACCAGUGUAAGUUUAGCAGUGUAGGUGACGGACGUUUUGUUACGGUAGAGUAAUCUGGGCCUGGGCUUAACUUUGUCUUGUAAUGUACUGAUGUGAGUUUGAAAUGUGAGUGAAGAAUCUAACCAAAGUCCAAGAUAUUUACAUGAGGUAACACAUUCCAGGGAUGAGUUAUCCAUGGUGGUAAUUUUAGGGAUGUUGUCCAGAGUGUAUUUCUUUUUGGUAAAGACCAUGCAUUUGGUUUUCUUAGUAUUAAGUUUGAGGUGUAAAUCGGUGAAAGCUUUCUGUAGCCUAUAUCAAGAAAGGAUGAUUGAAGGUUGGUGAGGGCUGAGUGUAGUGUAGUGUGGGAGCAAUAUAGUAUGGUAUCAUCAGCAUACAGACGUAUUUGAGCAUUACCAGUAGAUUGUGCAAUGUUGUUUAUGUAGAUGGAAAAGAGUGUAGGACCUAAAGUCGAGCCCUGGGGCACACCUAUAGUAAUAGGAAGAGAUUGGGAAAGUAUAUUUUCAGCCUUGACGCACUGCAUGCGGGAACACAAAAAGCUUUGUUCUAUUUAGUUUAGUUAUUGGUUAGACUGGGGUCAUGGAUCACAUACCCAAAAUCUGAUAUAUACACCGUGGCGUUGAGCAGCACACCUGCACCUUGGAGCUCUGGUCCCCUUUAGCUACCCACGCACGCACUGGGACUUGAAAACUGCUGUUCAGGAACUGAAUCCUGAGGCUUGCAUCGAGCCCCGCCCGGGGGACUGGGACAUUAAUCGACAUUUGAGAACGCAUCUCCCAAUGUGCGGGACACUGCAACACAGAUUGUAUGCACCAGUUUUUAGUGGGUUCUUAUAAGCUGUGAACAAAGUAUUUGUAAGGCUGAAAAAGGGUUAGGAAGGAAAAUGCAGAUGGGAUGGAAAUAUGAGGCUUUAUUAAUAAACAUAAUCAUCCAGUUAAGUUAAUGACAUAAAAUAUGAAAACAUUCAUUACCUAUAGCCGAACACAGGAUCACAUGCUUGCUACGGCAAAUAAACCUAAACAUGUUCACUGACAAAAUACAUAACCACAUGAUUCUGGACGGCAAUGACUAUGGUACCAGGAGAACUGUUAAGCAGUGUCUCCAAACUGUGGUACCAGGGGAACUGCACUUAACCAAACACAGUAUGCUUAGUAGGAUUAGCAGUCUGUAGAUGAUGAUGAAUCAAAUCCAUUACACCAGCUCAUGUGGAACGUACCACACAACAAAUUUUGUAGUCAGGGGUCACCAACAAAGUAUUCUAGAGCAAAACUGCCAUCAAGUCAGACCCACACACACACAACAACAGUAGACAUUUCCACUCAAACACAGACCUACACAAUGCUGUAUCAGAACGAAAGACACUACCAACAUGUCAAAGAGGUAGGGAGAUGUGUUACUACCAUACAGCAUCUAGGCCUGUGUCUGACUAACAUUAAAGGCAUAGACCACCCAAUAAUCUAAAUUUUUCAGCUGUUUUCUUACUUUGAAAAUAGUCUAAUAGAAAAAAUAAAUCAACAUUCCACAUCAUCUCAUUCAACAAUCCACAUUGUAGUUCCUGUACUGGUCCCAACACCAAAAUGAAUGGAUAUGAUAGGACUCAGUCUAUAGGCUCAAAAGCCUAAGCUAGAGUGACUCCUAUCAUUUCCAUUAAUUCAGAAGUGAGAAACAUAUGGUUCCUAUGGAAAAGAUCCUGUACAAUAUGGAUUUAUUUAUUCUAUUAGACUAUUUUCAAGGUAAGAAAACAGCUGACUAAGUUUGAUUGCUGGGUGGUCUAUGCUUUUAAGUAGUAGCUAGGCUAAUGUUUCAUUCUUCAAAGUAGCCUAAUGCAACAGAUUCUAUCAAAUCAGUCUUACCUUAAAAAAUUGACCACAGAGGUUUGGGUUGACUCUCCUGGGCUUUCCUCCCUGUCACCCACGAUGUUGAAAGACGAUGGCCAGCUUUCACCCAGGACGUCACAAAUGGAGUAGGGUCAAAGAACUCCAAGGGUGGUCCACUGAUGUCCAAAAUUAGAAGAGAGGACAGACUUUUUGACCGGAGCCUGUUGCGAGAUUUCCUGUCCGUGUCAUUAACUGCCGAAAAUCCUCUCUCACAUUCGGCAGAGGUAGCCAAGUAGGUCUUACUGGCAAUCAGAAGUCUCUUCAGAGUCUCUCCCUCCUGUGUCCCUUGUAGUUUAAACUCUCUGAAGUCUUCAAUUGCUUCUCUGGUUAGUUCACCAAGGAGUUUGGCCAUCUUGUGCACCUCAGUCUCACCGAACAAGACAAGCUGUUCACGCUUUUGUGGCCAGCUGGACUUCUCAAGGGGCCUCAGUAACUGAACAAGGGCGUCACUUGGCAGGCGGGCAGUCAAGUUUUCAACAACUGCUUGGUAAAAUUGAGGGCUAUUUAUUUUCCCUGCUCUCUGCUGUGUAUUAAAAUGAAGGGAAACCAGUCUCCUUGUGUCUUUCUCGAACUAUCAGGCACUGUUUUAUUCCUGUUGGCUUUCUGUUGAUCUUUGCAUGCAAGGUCAGUGUGGAGGGGUGGUGUGGGUAGAGCGGCAUCUGCGGGUGGAGCUGGAGUGGUAUAGCUGGUCUGUAAUCACAGCUGUUGACAGUGAGCAUGAUUGCAAACUCUUUAUGUGCUUCUGUCGGCAGCAAGACCAGGGGCUGGAAUGAGAUGCAUGCGGGGACUAUAUAUUGUGUUCCCUUCGCCUAUCGUGUGUUGUUUGUUUGUUCGUUUGUUGUACCUGUGUCGAAUGCACAAUAAAGCCUGUGUGCGUCU